AUGCAAUCCCUCUCCCUCCUUCAUGUAGCAACAUUGGCCAUGGAGAAAUUUCACCACCUUUCCCCACUUGGACUUGUGUUGCUAUGCUUUCUUUCAGCUUCCUUCGCCGUGUUCCCGAGCAAUAUUACCACUGAUAAGUCAUCUCUUCUUGCCUUGAGGGCUCACAUUUCAGUUGACCCUCUACAAAUCUUGGCCAAAAACUGGUCAGUCGGCUCUUCAGUCUGUGAAUGGAUUGGAGUCAUUUGCGGGUCUCGUCAUCAUAGAGUGACUGCCCUGAAUAUUGCUAACUUGGGUCUUGUCGGCAUCAUCCCUCCACAACUGGGAAAUCUAUCAUUUCUUGUUUCUCUUGACAUGAGUGCGAACAACUUCCAUGGAGAACUACCACAUGAGUUUGUUGGAUUGCGCCGAUUAAAACUCUUUAAUUUGAGUGUCAACAAUCUCGAAGGAGAGUUACCCUGGUGGAUUGGUUCAUUUCCUCAACUUCUUCGCUUGUCUCUCAGUAACAAUAGUUUCAUUGGUCUUAUCCCUUCUUCCAUCUCUAACAUGUCAAAGCUAGAGGAGAUAAGUCUUUCGUACAACCUUCUGCAAGGAAACAUUCCCACGGGGAUUUUCAAUAUUUCCUCCCUGCAGUUGAUGCGCCUAACGGGUAAUGGCCUAUCAGGAACUAUUCCAAGUGAUAUGUGUCACCAUCUUCGAGGGCUAAGUUUGCUUGCCCUGUCACAGAAUAAGCUGAAUGGUCAAUUACCUUCAAGUUUAGGUCUCUCUCUCUCUUGCUCAUGA
Molecule: messenger RNA, 780 nt
Organism: Coffea eugenioides
Lineage: Eukaryota; Viridiplantae; Streptophyta; Magnoliopsida; Gentianales; Rubiaceae
Product: probable LRR receptor-like serine/threonine-protein kinase At3g47570
Exons: 1
Coding region: 1-780 (259 amino acids)
Molecular function (GO): protein binding
Source: RefSeq, a predicted model, not a curated record